GACAAAACCUAACAAGCGUUCGCUCUCGUCGAGCUUCCAUGGAAGAAGACGCUCCAACGCUGCCAUUGCCAGAAGCUUUCCUUCAAUUCCUCGAAGCCAAUGACCUCGACCCUUCGAUUUACACUGCAAUCGAUUCCACCCCCCGAUUCAUUCGGUUGAAACCCGGAUUUGAUGCUUGUGUUGAAGAGGUUGAAAAAGAGGUGAAGUGCAAACUUGAGAAAGUGCAAUGGUUGCAAGGGUUUUACUCUCUUCCACCGCAUGUUCAAAUUGCUGGUUCUAGGGCAUAUCAAGAAGGGAAAAUAUAUGGAAUUGAUGCAUCUUCAGGAGCUGCUGUUAUGGCUUUGAAUGUAUCACCUGGGGAUCAUGUCCUUGAUCUAUGUGCUGCUCCUGGGGCUAAACUUUGUAUGAUACUUGACCUGCUUGGGGACUUGGGCUCUGUGACCGGUGUAGAUGUUGCAAGGCAUCGUUUGGCUGCAUGUAGAACAAUGCUGCAGAAAUAUGCAUUGGGUGAUCGAUGUCGGCUUUUUGUUGCUGAUGGAACAACAUUUUCAGUUAUUCCUGUGGGAUCUCGUUCUGAUUGCAAACCAUUUGAAUCUGGAUUGGAAGAGAAAGAUGAUGUGUUCAAGGAGUGGACCUCAAGAAGACCAUGGAAAGAGAGGAGAAAAGCAAAUAGAAGUGGUAUUCCACAGUCACUGUCGAAGUCUCAGCCUCCUGAGCUCAUAUAUUAUGGUCGGCAUUCGGGAGUAAUUGGUCUUGCUAAAGGAGAGCUAUAUAAGACUGUAUCUGAUGUUGAGAUGGGAAGUCAUGGAUAUGACAAGGUCCUUGUGGAUGCAGAGUGUACUCAUGACGGCUCAGUUAAACAUAUUCAGAAGUUUAAAAAUUGGGGAUGGGGGACUUUUCAACGUCGGGUACUAGAUGCAGAGAGGACUGAUAACUUGCAUGUUCUGCAGUUGAAUCUUCUUCGUAAUGGUUUCAGACUACUAAAAGUUGGAGGCUCACUUGUUUACAGCACUUGCAGCUUAACAUUGACUCAGAAUGAAGAUGUGGUGGAACAUUUCUUGAAGGAAAAUGUAAAUGCUGAGUUGGCAGAGAUAGAUGGUGCCAGAAAUUGGCCUUGCAAAAGUGGUGGGAUACCAAAAACAUGGCGAUUUGAUCCCUUAACAUCUCAAACUAGUGGACUUUUUGUUGCCAAGUUCACAAAAAUAGCCAUUUGAUCUCUUCAGCCGUCCCCAAAGAAUUUUAUCUAUUUUGAGUUGGCAAAUAAUUUUAAUAUGCACCAGAUGCAUUAGAAAGAUUCAUUCAGAAAAGUUUUUGUUUGAGUAUUAUCAAGAUCUAGUCAAUUUAUUUAAAGGAAUUUAAAAAUAUUGUUAUUCAAUCGAAUGUUUGU
Messenger RNA from Arachis duranensis, 1387 nucleotides. Its product is annotated as rRNA (cytosine-C(5))-methyltransferase NOP2C. The transcript is spliced from 9 exons. Gene Ontology annotation, molecular function: methyltransferase activity. Gene Ontology annotation, biological process: RNA methylation. Lineage: Eukaryota; Viridiplantae; Streptophyta; Magnoliopsida; Fabales; Fabaceae. Bases 39 to 1214 code for a protein of 391 amino acids. The record is from RefSeq and is a predicted model, not a curated record.